AUGCUGACAUCUGGUGAUAGCCGGCUCUAACACCAGUGACCCCAAGCUUUGGCGUUGCUCGUUGUUGGUGUAAAAAUAUUCCUUUUGCGAAUUAAUUUUGCGCCAAAUUUGUGUCAGUGUUUCGUGUUUUUUUAUGUUAUUAUGAACUACUGAGGCACCUCAUGAUGUCGGACUCCUCCAACGACGACUCAAAGGACUUCAACAGCAGUGAAGUGUCCUCUACAUGUAACGUAGGGCGGCAAAAUCAACCAGCUGAGGAGGGUGCCUCAACAAGCGACGCACCAGUCGCUCGCUCCUUGUCGCCGGACACUUCUGACGCUGUCGCGACUGUAGACAACCAAACGCCAGACCUUACCUCCACAACAAACGAGCAAAGAGAGGAAGAUUCCAAGUCAAAUAGCUCUGAGGAGUACUUGGACGCUCACGUCAGUGGCAAUGUGACCGGCUCCAAUGUGUGGACAGCUGAGCAGCCUCCGGCAAGUUCCUCUAGAGCCCAGCAGGAGGGUCAGGCGGCUGUGUCAGAAGGCACCUCAAAAGCGUGGCAAAUGCUUAUGUCAUACGACAGCACGUCUGAGGACGACGAGGAGGACAUUCAGCCAGCGUCCGCCUCUGAAUCGGUAGAAACCAGAGAAAUUUCGACCACUCAACAGCAGAGUGCUGACGUCUCUCCCAACAAUGGACAAAAUGUUAGUGGCUCCGGUGACGCAGUUAGGGACGAGGGGGCUUCCAGCUCUGAAAUGCGACUGGAGGGCAGUUCUGUGUCCGGGUCACACGAGUUCAAUCCAGAGGUGGAAGCUGGCUCGUCUUCCAACGUUGAAGAGAUUUCUGAAGGUUUGGAGGAGCAGUUGACUUCCAGCGAAAAUAACAACGAUGGCGUGGAAUCAAGCAGGCUAAACCAACCUGAGUUGGAGGCUGAGGAGGAGGAAGAAGAGGAAAUGCUCAUCUCCAGUGGGCACGAAGCAGAAGCGUCGGUUGACGAAGAGCCUGUGGCAGUGUCAGGUUCAGAUGAUCUGCAACCUGAGCCACAGGCGGAGAUCAUGUCCUCCUCCAGCAACAACAUCAUCGCUUCUUUGCUGACCGCCGAGAGGCCUGCCAGUUCGGAGGCUGACCCUUUGGCACAGCCUCAGGUGCAGGUCGUGCGACCUGAUUCGCCCUCGAUGGGAAGAUUGCGACCUGAAGGUCAGAUUGGAGGAUCUCGAGCUCUCGACAUUCCUGUAGCACCGAGUGUUGCCAAUGAAAGCAGGUCGGUCGCGGAAGAAGCAGCCCGAAGAGUGACGUCAGGCUCUCAGAGGCCCCUGCCAGGUGAAUCAGUGUUGGCCCAACAACUCCGUGUGUCCUCUGCAGGACUGGGCCACUCUGCCUUGAUGCGGCAGCUCAUCUCUUCGCACACCGAACCAGCAGUUGCCAACAGAUGUGGUCCAGAUAGCACAACUGUGGACCAGAGUGCUAUCAGUGGAGCUGAAGAAGUGAGUACAACAGAGGAAGACCAAACUGGCCAAGUGAGUACUUCCCAGCAGAGAGGAAACGUCUCCACCUCCUGGCCAGCAGCGUCAGGAGCAGGAGUAUCUUCCAGUGUCGACAUUCCAAUAUCUACGAGCAACACUCUUAGUGGCCUCCUUGCUUCAAGACUGUCAAGGGAUCCGCUGGUCAGUACGAGCAAUAGCAUGCCUCACCGCCAGCGCGAGAAUGAUGUGAGAGAUAGCAGCGGCGCGAGCAGCACUACUUCAGGUCUGCGGGGUCUGUUGUCAACCCCAGCCAGGGCCACUCACACCUUUGCGCGAAGCAACUUUAGUCCACCAACUCAAAGCAUUUCGCCGCCGUCCCUGCCAGAGCCAACAGAUAACGCCAUGAGCGGACACCAACCCGAGGCGGGUUCCAGCUUUUUGCUGUCUCCGCAGAUGUCUCCCUCAUCUUCUCAGAAGCCAGCUGAGACUCCCCACAGCUUUCUGGCCAUGCAGUUAGCCGGUCCUUCGAUGGCGACUGCUCCUGGAGAUAAAUUCCCAGGUGACGACAAGGGCAAGAAGCGGAAAGCCUCACCUGACAGACCACCGCGCAGAUCUCCGCCGCCCCCUUCUCCAGGUCCAAGCAGAGACGCGAACCACAUUGCACCACCGAACGCCUCUCUUAUGGAGCAGCUCAGGAAAGCAGGAGUUAUCAUCACAGCGGUUCCAUCUGGGCAGGGAAACGCUCCAGAAACGGAACCUGCUGAGCCAGAGAUGAGGCCACCAUUCCAGGUUGAUGUGCAGAUUAGUCAACCGUCAACCAGUAGGCAACCAGAGCCGGUUGUCAUUGACUCAAACUCGUGCGAAGAUUUCCAAGGUGCAUUUGAGAGCAAGGAGGGUACAGAAGACGAGGAGGGACAAAUGGUGUUGGUGGAUGAAGAUAUGCCAGCACCAGACGUGCCGGAGAAAAAGAAACCUGGUAGAAAGAGAGGCAAGAGAAAGCCAGUGGAUCUGAAUCCGGAAUUGCUGCGACCGAAAAGGCCAAGGAGAGCAAAAGAAAAGCACGAAGAAGAGGAAAAAGCCAAAGAGGCAGCCAAAAAGGUCGAGCUUCCUCCUCCUACUCCACCUGACGGGGAAACUCCAAUCAAGAAAAAGCGGGGAAGGAAACCUAAGGCUCUCUUGUUGCAGCUCGCUGCUGAGGCAAAGGCACGAGAAGAAGCCCUUGCACAGGAGAGGGAGCUAAAGGGAGAAGAGGCAGGCAGUGAAGAAACCCAAGAACAAUCCAGUUCUUCUCCGCCGCCAGAGAAAAAGAAGGAAAAGCGGCAGUACCGUAAAAGGGAAAGCACAAAAGCGGAGCCAAAAAAGACGCCAAAGACUCCCAAGCAGCGAACACCAAAACCGAAACCAGUCAGGGAAACGCCUAACGGUCCACAGGAUGAGGAAACUCGCAUGAGUGCCACUGCUGAAGACAGUCAGCAAGGAAAACUGACAGACUCCGCUCCAAGAAAAAGAUUUGUGCUACCCAUAUUGCAGCCUUUGGAGGUGACAGCUGAUGAUGUGGCUGAGUAUCAGUGGCCACCCAAUGACAGGUUGGCGGACACUUACAUGCUGCAAGAGCAGAUUGCACUCUUUUUGGGCGUCAAAUCAUUUAAGCGAAAAUAUCCAGAGCUGAAACGGCGACCUGUGGAGCCCCAAGAAAGGGAGUUUCUACAGGAGAAGGGAAUAGUUUCAGAGUCCAUGUGUGAUUUAGGCUUAACUGCUGUGCUAAGCGCAGAAGUGUUGGACAUAAUGUCAGCUGAUUAUCAUGAAAAAUACGAAGAGUACAAGCGAGCAGUAAGAGAGCGGCACGCCAAAGAAAUGCAAAACAAGGCCAAGUCAAUGUCAGUUUUCAAACCCAUGGAUGCGAAAACAAGAGCGAUGCAGUCGGCAGCAAAAUGGAACGCAAGCUUUAAUAAGGAAAGACGCGAAGAAAGAAGGUGUUGUUGUGAUCUGCAAACAAUGACCUUCCACUUCCCUGAGCAAAAGAGGAAAACAGUGAUGAACAAUGCCAAGCCAGCGCCUGGCACCUAUCCUGUUGCGUUGAUCCCUGGACAAUACACGGACUAUUACAAAGACUACUCGGCCAACGAGCUCAAAUAUCUUCCGGUUAAUACGGUAAUGUAUGGUCCUCUGAGGCCAAAUGAGCAAUUAGAGGAGAAGAUGUCUGAAGGCAGCCAGUCGGACUCUGAAGGCUCUUCGUCCUCGGAUGACAGCUCAAGUGACACUUCAAGCGAAGGAUCCGCGGACUCUGCUGACAGUUUGUCUACAGCCCCAGAGGCGGAUCAGGAGAAUAUUGCAAACGCGCCUCCAGCUGGGACUAAAUGCAGAACGUGCUCUUUCCCUGGACAGCCAGACAACAUGAUAACAUGUUCGCAAUGCAAUACGCAUGGUCAUCUACUCUGUUUGGGUCUCAGCACAGACAUGCUCAUCCACAUCCGACGUUACAUGUGGCAGUGCACCGAUUGCAAAACGUGCAUCCAGUGCAAAGACCCUGCCGACGAAGACAAGAUGCUCUUCUGUGAUCUCUGUGACAGAGGCUACCACAUUUACUGUGUCGGCCUGAGGAAAGUGCCUGAAGGGCGGUGGCACUGCAAGGUAUGUGCAAUUUGCGGUUCUUGCGGUAGCAUCGAUCCCUCUGGCACCGAAGCUCCUCCGCAGCCUAUGCCACCAAAUUCGCCGGAAAAAGCGCCCCAGUGGCAGCAUGAGUUCAAGAAGGGAGAUAAGAACAGCAAAGUCUACGCCCAGACGCUGUGUGUGCCUUGCUCCAGGCUGUGGAAAAAGGGAAGCUAUUGCCAGCAUUGUUCGCGUUGUUACUCAAAAACGGACAGCACAACCAUGGUCAACUGUUCCAUCUGUGACAAGUGGAUGCAUGCAGAGUGCUGCAAACUGGCGCCAGGCCCAGAGCUAGCUAAGCUGAAUUUUGUCUGCGACAACUGUCAAGAGGGAAGCCAAGUGCGAGCAACCCCUUCCAACAAAGGCUUUUUAAAGGUUGUGGGCAAGGUCCACUAGCUAUAUUUAUUUUGAUGUUUAACUACUGCUUUAAUUCCAUUAUAUUGGGUGUACAUGAUCAAUAAUAAACUUGUUUUUCAAUUAAAUAUAAAUUAAAAAGGUCUUCUCAUUUCUGA
This is a messenger RNA of Cloeon dipterum, 4606 nucleotides long. It is a transcript of the gene e(y)3, whose product is annotated as enhancer of yellow 3. Lineage: Eukaryota; Metazoa; Arthropoda; Insecta; Ephemeroptera; Baetidae. The record is from RefSeq and is a predicted model, not a curated record. The transcript is spliced from 15 exons. Bases 162 to 4490 code for a protein of 1442 amino acids.